AUGCUCAGCAGCAGCAAGAUCUUCGCCAUGUGCAUCGCCGCCGUGGCCCUCUCAAGCGGAGUGAACGGUGAGAAGCAGGUGGCCGAGACCUUCGGUCUGCUCGGCCUUCAUGGCCUCCACGGAGUUGGCGUAGGCCUGGGAGGAGUUGGCGUAGGCCUGGGAGGAGUUGGCGUCGGCGUGGGCCCCGGUGUGUAUGGUCCAGGCGUCGUCGGCCCCGGCGUCAGUGUCGGCGUGCCAGGCAUUGCCAGCGUCGGAGUCGGUCUUCCCAGUGUGGGCGUUGGUGGCCCCGUUGUUGGUGGUGGCCCCGCAGUUGUUGGCGGUCCCGCAGUCGGCGGCGCACCUGCAAUCUCCAACGCCAACGCCGGUGCACCUGCCACAGUCAGCGCGAACGCCAAUGCCAACGCUGAUGCUGGCCCAGGAGGCAACGGUAGCACGGUCACCAAGACGGUCACGUCGACGAACAGCGACGGAACCGCUACUGCGACCACGUCGAAGACCACUAGCGGCGCGUCGACGAGUGCGACUGCGACAGCCUCUGCUGGGGCAAAUGCGAACGGUGGUGGGAACGCAGGCCCAAGUGGUGACCCGAGUGGUCCGAGCGGAGGCCCGAGUGGAGGCCCGAGUGCCGGCCCUAGCGAUAGUGGGAAGACCGGAACCGGUGGCACAGGCGCUACGGCUCAGAAGGGAUACCGCAAGCUCCGCUCGGUGGAAUGA
Molecule: messenger RNA, 714 nt
Organism: Phytophthora sojae
Lineage: Eukaryota; Oomycota; Peronosporomycetes; Peronosporales; Peronosporaceae
Exons: 1
Coding region: 1-714 (237 amino acids)
Source: RefSeq, a predicted model, not a curated record